Messenger RNA from Micropterus dolomieu (smallmouth bass), 4522 nucleotides. It is a transcript of the gene shpk, whose product is annotated as sedoheptulokinase. Gene Ontology annotation, molecular function: sedoheptulokinase activity. NCBI's taxonomy places the organism in Eukaryota, Metazoa, Chordata, Actinopteri, Centrarchiformes, Centrarchidae. Gene Ontology annotation, cellular component: cytosol. Gene Ontology annotation, biological process: carbohydrate metabolic process; cellular response to lipopolysaccharide. The transcript has 8 exons. The record is from RefSeq and is a predicted model, not a curated record. Bases 559 to 1938 code for a protein of 459 amino acids.
CAUGGUGCUUUCUAGGUACAUUAAAGAGUAGGAAAUGACAUCUUCAUAAUGAGGAAGAAGGCAAUUCCCUCCUUCUACGUUAACGUGUCACCCUCUUGAGAGGCUACAUUGCAAGAUACAGACCCCACACACCAAUAAACAGCAGAUAAAAGAGCAGGCCCAUACAGGCGAUAAACCCUUCUCAAAUUGACAUUUUUUGAAUAAUGAAUGAGUAAUGACUACAGUCCAUUCCCGUUUGCCAUGGCAGUGAACCAGGGCAGAACCUGCCCCCUGGCCGCCUGGACUACUUGAACAAUUUACAUUGUUACACCAUUGUUGAGAAGUCGGAAUAUACACCGUGGAAAUUUAAUUAGAUAUAAUGUUUGAAACAACUUUUGGAAUAAGAUUGGCCUUAACUAAUUAGUUGAUUUUUGUAAUCAACUAAUUAAUUCGGCGCAAUUACAUUUCGCUGAAGUUGAAACGUCCGAGUUCGUACUUCGACGUAAACGCAGCAGGGUUAACUUUGUCGGUACAGUCUAUGGCAGCUGAGUCGCAAAGCACACAGGGCCAUCAGGAGCAAUGUCUACCUAUAUCCUGGGUGUAGACGUGGGCACCACUUCUGUAAAAGCUGUUUUAUUAAAAACUGGCUCCAGAGAGGUGGCUGCGAGUCACGCUUUGCCAACUACGUCUGAUAUAAUCGACAGUAGCGGGAUAAAGGCGAAAGAGCAGGAUACUGGACGGAUCAUAGACACUCUGAACCGGUGCAUCCGCCUGCUGCCCAGAGACAAACUGCAGCAUGUCAGCAGCAUCGGGCUGACAGGACAGAUGCACGGGGUUUUAUUCUGGAAAGCAAAGAGCGGUUGUGAUUGGUCCAACAGAGACUUCUUCACAGCCAGGGAUACCAGUCAGCUGAUCACCUGGCAGGAUGGGCGCUGUAGCUGUAACUUCCUGUCGUCUCUUCCAAAACCAGACUCACAUAUCAGUGUAGCCACAGGAUUUGGUUGUGCAACAAUCUUCUGGUGCAUGAAACACAGGCCCGAGUUCCUUAAGGACUUCACAGUUGCAGGUACCAUCCAGGACUAUGUGGUGUCCAUGCUGUGUGGUUUGGACAGUUGUGUUAUGACGCCUCAAAACGCAGCCAGCUGGGGCUUCUUCAACACUUCCUCCAACCAGUGGAAUAUAGACAUUCUGAAGGGUGCCGGCUUCCCUUUCCACCUGCUUCCUCAGUGUGUGCCAUCUGGUGGCUUGGCAGGACAGACGUGCUCCGACUGGCACGGUAUCCCUGCUGGUACGCCAGUAGGGGCUGCCAUGGGAGACUUCCAGUGCUCCGUCUACUCCUGCAUGGGUGCGCGGACAGAUGCAGUUCUUAACAUAAGUACCUCAGCCCAGCUGACCUUUGCCAUGCCGGCUGACUUCCAACCUCCAGAUUCUCCUGAGCCUGCCUCCUCCAUCUCCUACUUCCCCUACUUUGACAACUCGUACUUGGCGGUGGCUGCUUCACUCAAUGGAGGGAAUGUACUGGCCACUUUUGUGGAGAUGCUCUCUGCCUGGAUGAAGGAGCUUGGUGCGGAGCUGAGUGAUUCGUGCUUAUAUGAGAAGCUGAUUCAUUGCGCCCUGAAUCAGGAAACGAGUGACCUGAGUGUGAGUCCGACCAUCCUGGGAGAGAGACACAACCCUCUUUGCCUGGGUCAAGUGACCAACAUCUCCACUACCAAUCUCUCUCUGGGUCACAUGACCAGGGCACUGUGCCGCGGAAUCUUGGACAACAUCACCUCCAUGAUGCCCGCUGAGCGUCUGCAGCAGGCGGGGGUCAGCAGGAUUGUGGCCAGUGGGAGCGCCAUCGCCCGCAAUGAGGUGCUAAGGCAGGAGGUGGAGAAGGCGUUCCCUCAGCCGGUGGUAUACGGACAAAACGCGGACUCAGCUGCCGGCGUGGCCAUGGUCCUCUGCGACCUACUUUGAAUGAGAGUCAUGAUCCACAGGGGAAUCCCCUGUCUGUUUACAUGAUUAAUUGAGAGUGUUCUGAGCACCUUAUCGAACGGUAUCGCUUUGUUUAAAGAUGGAACAAUCAGGCAAACUACAUGCUACAACAUAUUUUGCUCUGUGUAAUUUAAAGGAAAAGCUGUGUUUGCCAGGACAGGGAUCAAAAGCCUUACGUAUCCUCUGACUUACUAUGUGCAAUAAGGUUUUGAAACUUUUUGGACCAAAUGAUCACAGCUAUCAAAUCCUUCAAACAUUUAAUUUGACAUUUAACAUCUAUUAGCAAUAUGCCAGGCAUUUCUGGGUCUGUUUUGUUGUUUUUAGCAGAGUGCAUUUUUAGACAACAUUAUGCCACACUAGAUUUUUAUUUUCUGCCUUUAUGCACUCAACCUUGAUACUUGGUACGCACUCUACCAGGUUAGCGAUUAAAGCAUUUUAAAAAUUAAAGUUUUCCUAAAGCUGCCUUUUUGCAAAGAUGCUCAUCAUUUAUCAGAAAAAAUCUACUCAGAGGAGCUAAUUUCUCAUCUGACAGCAGUAUACAGUGCAACAACAAAAUUAGCUGUAGACUUAAAAACCCCAGAUUUGUAAUUGCUUAGCUUUACAGUUGGUUCUGCGCCAACUCAGAUCCUGAUGAAUAAGUUCUUGCUCAUUUCCUGUGUGUUGCUGAAAGGCAUCAUUUGAAAUCUAUUAAGUGGAGAGAAAUCGCAGUGCUGCUGGAACACUUCUGAUCCAUAACAGGAUCUCUGUAUUUGAGGGUGGACAGUGUCUUUAAGUGAAACCACAGAUACUGCAUGAUGGUUUAUCAGCAAGGCCAGUGAGAUGAGGUGUAGCAACUAUUAGCAUGUUAGAAAAAUGCCUUUUCCUCUGGUAUUAUGUAAUUUUCUUUAACUUCCAUCUGUCUCGCGGUUUUUAUGUCGUUGCAUUUAAGGAGGUCUCCUCUGAGUUUGGUGUUUCCAUCUCAGCUCUCUCCUCUUCAUGUCACUUCUACAGUCUCGAGUUGCUUAAGGUGUCAAAUUGAGUUGUGUGUGUGUGUGUGAGCAUUUGUAUCUGAUGGAUCUGUUGUGUUGCACAUGUUCAGGGGCCUGUAUCACAAAGGGAGUCCAACUUAGUUUUUAAAUGCUUUUUGAAAAUAACUAUGUUCAGUAUAGAGUAACAUUUAAAUAGUAUAUAAGUUUUUGCUGCCAAAGCAUUGAGGGAAAGUGCAGAUAGUGUCCAAAAAGAGCCUUGAAGUAAAGGUGUAGCUGAACCAAAUGUGGCAUUUCUAAAAUAAUGAGCUAAUUAACAGAGUUUGUAUAUUUUCUUUUAAUAAAAAAAAGUCAGUUAUUUUACUUUUAACUUCCACUUAUCAUCUACUUGGGUCUAAAAAGAUGAAAUACCCCCAACUCACCACAUUAUCCUGAGCUGCAGAGAUGGAGUAAGACACUGACUCUGUCAUGGCUCCUGUGGGGAAUGAAAGAGAAACUUAAUAAUGCAGUUAAUAUACAUCUAUAACCACCAUCCGUUAGUCUGCUGGAGCGUCAUAUGUUUUUUAGAAGCCUUGUUUUACAUUAUUUCUCGAAUGCUUAAACACAUUUCUUGAAAUGAUGCCUCUUUUUCUCAAAACUCAACACAAAUCCACACCUUCUCACCCAAUUCCCCAAACAUAACAUCUUCAGGUCAAAAUGAAGCUCUUCACUCAAAACCCACAGUAUUACACACUGGGGAGAUAAAUUCAAAGUAAUUUUGCUUGUGGUUCUUCCCCUCAAAAAACCUUUCACAUAAUGAACACUACAAAACAAAUUACAAAUGUAUACAUUUGCACAUUUUUUGUUCCUUACUGUGCUGUACAGUAAAUCACACCAAAAAACUAAUUAUUCUGCCCCAGCGUCUUGUCUUUGGUCUGGGACAGGCCAGAGAUUCUCAUCCUCCAGCUCCUCCUCCACCCUAUUCCUGCUCCGCCCGCUUCUCCUCAUCUUCGUGCUAUCCCAUCUCCUCCUCCAACUCCCACUGUUCCUCUUCCUUCAACUCUUAUUCCUCUCCAUACUGCUCCUCCUCAUCCUCUCUGGUGUUCUCUACCUCUUUCUUCAGAUUUCUCUGGAUCCGUUGUUCCAAAACUGAAUUAACUGACUCCGGCCCCUUUAGGAGUAUACUGUUUCAGGAAGGAGACGUCACUGUUCUUUCUUUGCCUCCUCUUGAUUUUAGUCUUAAUCUUCCAUUUAGAACUUCUGCUACUCACAGAAUGGGUAGAUUUUUUAUUAUAUUAUUAUAUUUAGAAUGUUUUUAAUAUUAAUUUUGCUUUAAGUACUCAUCAGAAAAGGGUUGAUGCAGACCAUGCUGUUGAUGGCUUCAUAAAUUUUUAUGAUAAUGAGCAAAUACAGGAUUGUUUCUACCAGCAGCUGCAGCAUCUACAGCUGUAACUGGCAAUACUAAUAACAGCCAUGUGCAUUUUUCAGUCAGUCAUUAUUUAUUUCAUUACUAUUAUUAUUGAAAUUACUACAGUUAUAUGCAGUUAUUUCCCUCUCAGUGGGGCAGUAAUUCACACCUGAUGUGAUGUGAUUAUGGUACAAAUAAAACAGUAUCAACAAUU